Molecule: messenger RNA, 2978 nt
Organism: Monodelphis domestica (gray short-tailed opossum)
Lineage: Eukaryota; Metazoa; Chordata; Mammalia; Didelphimorphia; Didelphidae
Source: RefSeq, a predicted model, not a curated record
ACCCCCUUCCUUCCCCCAAACGCCCUUUUGUCUCUGGGCCUCUGGCAGCAGCUGUUGCAUCUGGAUCUGAUGAGCAACGGUUGCUCUGGGCUGGGCAGGGUCCUGGUGACUGUGGCUGCAGCCCUAGUGUCUGUCUCUACCACUGACUCUGAGUCUUGGGGUCCCCCAGGGGUCCAGUACGGGCAACUUGGAGAGACCAUUGUGCUUUUGUGUCCAGGAGUGGCUCCUGGGACACUGGUUUCCUGGCACCGAGCAGAAGGCCAUGCACUCCUGGAGACAUCGAGGUCAGAAUUAGGGUUGGGACAACAGGAAUUGGUCCUGGAGCGGGUAGAUAGCCAAGACGAGGGCACCUAUAUCUGUCAAUCCCAGGAUGGGGAUACCAGAGGCUCUGUGACGCUUCAACUAGGCCACCCCCCAUCUCGUCCCAUGGUUUCCUGUCGGGCAUCAGACUAUGAGAAUUUCUCCUGUUCUUGGAGCCCCAGCCGGGUCAGUGGGCUCCCCACACGAUACAUUACUUCCUACAGGAAGAAAAUCAUUCUUGGAACAGAAAGAGGAAGACCAGCGCUAUCUGCAGAGCCCCGACCGUGCUUACCAGAACUUCCUGGGGCUACCCGGUGUGUGGUCCAUGGUUCAGAGUUCUGGAGCCAGUAUCGGAUUAAUGUGACUGAGGUGAACCCCCUGGGGGCCAGUGCCCGCCUCCUGGAUGUGAGCAUGCAAAGUAUCUUAAGGCCAGACCCACCCCAGGGACUUCGAGUGGAACCGGUUCCUGGGGCUCCCCGACGCCUACUGGUCCGCUGGGCCUAUCCAAACUCUUGGCCUCUCCAACCCCAUUUUCUGCUCAAGUUCCGACUGCAAUACCGCCCUGUGCGCCACCUGACCUGGUCCAUGGUGGAGCCCUCCGGGCUAGAGGAAGUGAUCACGGACGCUGUGGCUGGGCUGCCCCAUGCGGUGCGUGUGAGUGCUCGAGACUUCCUUGAUGCUGGCACCUGGAGCGACUGGAGCGAGGAGGCCUGGGGGACCCCAAGCCCUGUAUUGGUGACCUCUGGCCCAAGCACCAGACCCAUCGAGAGGCCUGCGGAGACAGAGACGCAGACGCAGGUGCACACCAAGGUGCAGGCGCAGACCGAAAUGAAGCCAGAGAGACACGUUCUCCCUGAGCCUUCCCUGCAGCCCGACUCUCAGCCGCUAAUGGACCACAGGGAUCCUCUGGAGCAGGUGGCCGUGGUAACAUCUCUGGGUGUCUUCUCUUUCGUGGGUCUGGCUGCUGGGGCCCUUGUACUCCUGCUCUGGCUAAGACUAAGAGGAAACAGAAAAGGGGCCGCCCCGAAGCCUGGUUUCUUGGCUCCUAUGGUGCAAGUGAAGACCAUGCCUGGUGAGUGCCAUGGAUGGUUCCAUGGGUGGGAAAACUAAGAGGGAACCUCCUGCUCCUCAUCUGUAUCUUUAUUCCCAUCCAAGUCACCUCCUUGAUCUCUAAUCUUGUGACUCACCAUUCUCCUUAUCACAUCUCCCCUAUUCAGGUCUUUCCCUUGGGUUUUCGGUUCCAAGUUCCUAUCCUCCUAGGCAAUCUCAUUCAGUCCACCCCUGACCUCUGGCUCUUUCCCUUAUUUCCCAGGUUGGGGGCUCAUACAGUGAGGCUGUAAAUAUCUCCACUAUCCAAACUCUUCCCCUUUCAGGAUCCCAGCUCUGUCCCCUUAACAUUUCCUCUUUUGCCUCAGCUUUUUGGUUGGGCUUCAUAGUCACCUGUGGUAUUAGGGGAGGGUCAGGAGAUUGGGAAGAGGACUCUGAAGAUCAUUCCUGUGAUCAAACAAGUAUGUUUGGAAUUCUGCAUACCUAGCCUUGUGCUGGGCUAUCGCAAGAAGGAAAUAGAAUUUGCUUGGGAAAAUGAAAAGAAUUUGAACAGAGAACAGGAUGGGACAGUGUGUGAUCAAGGGUGAAUGUGUGGUUCAGAGUGGAGAAGCUGGGAAAGGUUAAGGUCAAUGUGAGCUGGAAUAGUCAGGGAAGCUUUAAUGGUGAAUUUAAGCAGGACCUGGUGGGAAUGGUAAGAUGUGGAUUGGUGAAAAGGAUUAGGUAAGGCAUUCUCUUCUGGGAGAAUAGUUCAAGCAUAGUGUGAAGUGGGGAAAGAGGGGAGAAUGAUUUAGCUAAGAGCAGGAGAUAAAUAGGGAAGAGCAGCAGACAGGACCUCAAGCAUUUGGGGCUUGGGGUGGGAGGAGAAAAAUACUUAGCUCCCCUCCCUCUCUUCCAGCUUUGGUCUUCUUUGCUGUAACAUUUAAGAUAUUUUCCUUUGGGAUGUGGCCAAGGAGUCCAAAGAUGGGCCAGGGGUGCCUGCAGAGACCCUUCCUCCAAUUACUUCCCUUUUCUUUUGCUUCCUUACAGUGGCUCAAAUCCUGUAGUGAACUUUGGAUGAUCUUACUCUUAGUAAGAUCUUUACAAUCAGCACCAGUGUGGAGAGGCAGCUGGAGUUUCUGGAAAGACAAUAACCCCCCUCGAACUCUACCAUUCUGAGGGGCUAUUGUUUAGGGUCCAUUUUUGUGGGACUCGCAGUAUCGCUACCAUUUGCUUUUCAGUGUGUGGAUGAGCGACUCCUUAGUUAUGGAGUUCAUGCAACAUCCUCCCUUUCCCACCCCAACCUGGCUUUGCAUAAGGGGAACAGACUUCCCUCUGAAACAUCUGGGGCCAUAAGGGACAUACAUUGAAAUACACCCAAGGCAAGGUGAGGUGUUUCUGUGUACAUGUGUGUUUGUGUGCCUAUGUGUAGGAAUAUGAGUCCUUCUGAUGACUGCACCACUGUGGUUGUUUGGACACGUACCUAUAUAAGCCUCCUAAUUUGUGUGUGUGUGUGUGUGUGUGUGUGUGUGUGUGUGUGUGUGUGUGUGUGUGCAUGUAUGUGUACAGUGGACAUUGGUGAGAGAGGAAGCUUGGAGGAGAGUAGGGUAUUAUUGCCAUGUAUCUAUGUGAAUAAAGGGAAUUAGGAGUUGUCA